Molecule: messenger RNA, 2780 nt
Organism: Hippoglossus stenolepis (Pacific halibut)
Lineage: Eukaryota; Metazoa; Chordata; Actinopteri; Pleuronectiformes; Pleuronectidae
Gene: fndc4a
Product: fibronectin type III domain containing 4a
Exons: 6
Coding region: 713-1375 (220 amino acids)
Molecular function (GO): protein binding
Source: RefSeq, a predicted model, not a curated record
CAACACUCCUCAGAACAAGACUGCGGGUAAAUAUUAUCACCUGCUGAAAUAUUGAAGCACUUUGGAGAGGCGUGGCACAGAGUGCGUGCGUGGCGCACGGCGGCACCAGGUAUAGGCGCGCACAGCCGUCCAAUGGGGCGCAGGGGAUUAAUCGAGGGUCUGGCGUAGCUGGGGGUGGGGGGUGAGGCUACCGAAUAGGAGGCGACUGCAGGAUGACCGACACACACACAUGCACGCACGCACGCACGCACACGCACAGUCUGGAGGAGACGCGGACGGAGCAAGUCUGAGGCAGGGGAAACUUCCGAGGCGCUGUCCAUGGUUCUGAAACCGCCGCCCGGGCGUCCCCUCUGCUCGUGACGGAGGGGACACACGACCUUAACCUCCACGUGAGCGUCACCUCCUUCCCCCUGUUCGCACCUGCAGCUGGAGGAUGAUGGGAGUCGUCUCGGACCUCGUCUCUCAGUCCGCAUGAUGGACGGAUGGAAAGGACUUGUGGAUUAAAAAAAACAAAACACCUCAUGCAGCGAAAAUGCGCCUGCAAGCGCUCGAUAACUGAGCUGAUUGAAGUGAGCAGCUCGGGAUUCAGCCACUGACCGAUUCCUUCGUCAACAUGUUAUAAAAAAAAAAUGAGCUUCACUGCCCUUCAAGCGUAGGAGACCUGCGUCUUUUGUUUGUUUGUUUUGUUUCUUAACGAGAAGAGGACGAAGACAUGGCUCGCCUGCUGGUUUUGGUCAACUCCGUGGUCCUGUUGCUUUUCGGCAGCGACGUGUUCUUGGUGGGAGCAAACCGGCCACCAGCUCCCGUCAACGUGUCCGUCAUGCACCUGCGGGCCGACUCGGCAACCGUAUCCUGGGAGGUUCCGGAGGGAGACAUCAUCAUCGGCUUCUCCAUCUCACAACAGAGGCAGGACGGACACAUGCAGCGAUUCAUUCGGGAGGUGAACACCACCAGUCGCUCCUGCGUCCUUUGGGACCUGGAGGAGGAGACGGACUACAUCAUCCAGGUCCAGUCGAUCGGCCUCUACGGGGAGAGCCAGGCCAGCAAGAAGGUGCAUUUUCGCACCCUCAAGAAGUCCGACCUCUUCCCGUCCAACAGCUCCAACCAAGAUGACCCCACUGUGCAAGGCCUGGACAAGUCACGGCAUCUACAAACAGGGGAGAUGAUCAUAAUCGUGGUGGUCUUGGUCAUGUGGGCAGCCGUGAUUGCCCUGUUCUGCCGGCAGUAUGACAUCAUCAAGGACAACGACUCCAGCAACAGUAAGGAGAAGCCCAAGCCGUCGUCGGAGAGGAGCACGCCGGAGCAUCACAGCGGGGGUCUGCUGAGGAGCAAGUUUCAUCCCUCGGUGCCGUCUAUAAACAUCAUAGAAGUCUGAGAAGAAGGACGGGAGAUCGGACCUUUCUCCUUUCAUCAUCAAAGCAUCUUCAACCUUUCUCACCGACGAGCGGGAGAACAAAGCUGAUCGAGGGAAACACAAACUUUCCUCGAGUCAACAUUAGUGAGGGAGGUUGGCAAAGACUGUCUUACAAAAGACACACAUGCAUGUACAUAAGAUUUAUAGAAAAACACUGAACUUCAAAUACAAAACCCAUCCAACGAUCUUGUAGGAAUCUACUCAACCACACACACACACACACACACACACACACACACACACACACACACACACACACACACACACACACACACACACACACACACACACACACACACACACACACACACACACACACACACACACACACACACACCGUACAGUAGCUCUAGCAGAAAAACCACAGUGCAUCAGUUAAUGUUAACCCACGGAGCAGUUAACAUUGAGGUCUCUACCAGGUGCUUGGGGUGUUUCUUGCAAUAGAAAAACACACAAUGCAACCUGAUCAUAUCUGGGAGGCCGGUCUUCAUGACUUUGAGUGUAUUUUUGAUAUUGGCAUGUGCAAUGAGACGCCACGUUCACCUGUUACAGACAAAGCAGCUCCAUAUGAAUCAACUUUUUCCCCAUUGAAAGUAGCAUAUAUACAAAUACUCUCCUAUCUGAAAUGUAUGAUAUUGCCUGACUGCAGAUUUUUAUUCAGGAGGGAAAGCAUCAGAAAUUCAUCUGUAAUAACUACAACCGCUUAAUUUAUUUUUCUUCCCAAGUAUUCAAAUUAAAGGUUCAGUGUGUAGAAUUUAGUGACAUCUAGUGGUGAAGUUGCAUGUUGCAGGUGAAUAGUGUUUAGUUUGUCCUGAUUCGACUAUUGUAAAAAAUAUGGCGGCCUCUGUAGAGAGGACCCGCUUCCGAUGUAAAUAUAAUGUAUUCAAAUAUAAAGGCCCAUUCUUGGGUAAAGUAAACAACAAUUCGUACAUUUGAGAUGAAACGCACGAUUGAAAACAUCACUAGGAUUAUUUUAUAUUCAAUUUCUGCCAAUAGAUCCCUUUCACUUAAAUCCUACACACUGGACAUUUAAAACUAUUACAUACAUUUAUUAAACAUUUCAUACAUGACAAACAUGACUGUACAUAUUCCAUUCAUUUGCUAAAGUUGCAUGCAGGUCAUUUGCCUGUAGAAUAGCAUUUGAUGUGCGCUCUAAGUUAGAUGCCAACAACGGAGGAAUAAAAAACGACCGCUGUUCCGUGAUACUGUUAAUGUUUUAUUCUCUGCCCUUUAGAAACAGGAAACCAUCUCUUAUACCCCAGUGUUUCAUUUUAGAUCUUGUACAUUUCCCGGGAAAUUGUAUUACCUGAAGUGUAAAAUAAAGCUUCUUUUUGAAUGUGCCAUUACUAAGUUGCUGCUAAUGAAA